This is a messenger RNA of Phragmites australis (common reed), 860 nucleotides long. RefSeq names its product FCS-Like Zinc finger 1-like. NCBI's taxonomy places the organism in Eukaryota, Viridiplantae, Streptophyta, Magnoliopsida, Poales, Poaceae. Bases 234 to 515 code for a protein of 93 amino acids. The transcript has a single exon. The record is from RefSeq and is a predicted model, not a curated record.
CGCGCGGUAUUGCCCUACCUGUGGGCCGUCCCGCUCUCGCCCGACCCCUUGUUUUGCCCCUCCCGUGCCCCAGCGCAUUGCCCUGCCCGUCGCCGCCCCCCAUAUAUACCCGCGCCCCGCCUACCCGGCUCAGCUCAACUCGCCCACCUCCUCCUCCUGAGCCUUCCCCACCGAAGCAGCAACGCCGAAAGCUUUGCGGUGCUCGAGGAAAACAACAGCUGCAUCUAUACGGCAUGGCCUCCGCCUUCUUCUUCGACGCCGAGCCACUCGGCGAGUCCAGCCAGCCCGCGCUAGACGCGUGCGCGCUCUGCGCCAAGCCGCUGGCCCGCGACAGCGACAUCUUCAUGUACAGAGGGGACACACCCUUCUGCAGCGAGGAGUGCAGAUACGAGCAGAUGCAGCUCGACGCCAUCCUCGCGAGGAAGGCUGCCAAGGCCGGCGGCCGGCGGCAGCGGUACUCGUCAAGAACGGAGUCCCGGCACCAGGAGUCCAGGAAGGUGUCCGUGGCCAAUUGACCGGCUGAGGAGGGUUUGUUUUGUGUCAACAAGAUAAGAAGAUCUGAAGAACCAUCGAUCUGACGGGAGGGACAAAAGAGUUCGAUUCCUCCGUCACUGCGGAAUCGCCUGGGCAGUGCGCCGAUGACCGUUGGCGCCGGAGCCUGGAGAAGGGCCUGGGGAGAAAGUCAUAUGCUUGCAAGAGGCUUUGGCCAUCUUUGUCGCCCGCUCCCACCUUUUCUAGGCUUUGAUUCUUGGCUCAAUCGUGUGUGCCAGCUUGUUUUUCAGUCCGAGUGUAACACCACCUUGUAAAUCCAGAGCAUAUGUAAACCUUGAUUCCAAGUUCCAAGCAAAUUUUGAGGAAAA